Zea mays is the source of this 2431-nucleotide messenger RNA. Its product is annotated as carbohydrate transporter/ sugar porter/ transporter. Lineage: Eukaryota; Viridiplantae; Streptophyta; Magnoliopsida; Poales; Poaceae. The transcript has 16 exons. The record is from RefSeq and is a predicted model, not a curated record. Bases 534 to 2117 code for a protein of 527 amino acids. Gene Ontology annotation, molecular function: transmembrane transporter activity. Gene Ontology annotation, biological process: transmembrane transport.
CGAGUCGGAUUUGGCAUCUCGGACAGCGAGCAGCUAGCGCGCGCAUCGUCGUCACAUGCAUGCAUGAUGCCGUAGCAGACUAGCAGCUACUAGCUACGAGCAUCCGUGUCGUCCCCUGCUACUUCCCUUCCCUGCCGCCGUCCAUCGAAAUCGAAACCUGGAUCCGCAGUGGGGUUUUUCUUUUCUGAUCGCAUGCAUACACGCAUGCAUGCAUGCAUGUAUCUGUGCUGCUGGUCGAUGUAACUUUAUAAAGUUUUUAAGCACCUGAUCGACUUUUAUUAGAAGGAAAAAAAGGAGAGGAAAAGCGUGAUGAUGAUGUACUAGCAUGCAGUGCAGUGAUAGUAAUGAAACCACCGCAUGAACGUGUGGCCAAGCUGGUCCAGGCGUUCAGCCCUCCGUUUAUAGAUAGCCAGCGAGCGAGCGGAGCUGAGCUGAGCUCUAGUGAUAGACUGGUAGGUCCUAGCUGCGCGCACGUGCACUAGCUAGGACGAGCCAUACUGCGCGCGCGGCAUUCCGUCCAUCGGUCGAUUGGUAUGGCGGGUCGUCGGGGCGACUCGGCUGCGGCGCCGUUGCUGGAGAACAAGGCGGCGCCGGCGUCGGCGUCGGAGGCGGAGGCGGGCGGCGGGUACCAUCACCACAACAACAACUACUACUACUACGUGGACGGGUGCCCCGGGUGCGCCGUGGACCGGCGCAAGGCGGCGAGCCCGGGCAUCCCCUACGCCAACUUCAUCUACGUCUGGAUCGUCACCCUCUGCACUGCCCUACCCAUCUCAUCGCUGUUCCCCUUCUUGUAUUUCAUGAUAAGGGACCUGAACGUCGCUGAAAGAACCGAAGACAUCGGCUUCUACGCCGGCUUCGUAGGUGCCUCGUUCAUGUUUGGUAGAUGCUUGACUUCAACCGCCUGGGGAAUAGCGGCGGACCGUAUCGGGAGGAAACCUGUCGUCGUGUUCGGCAUCUCCUCUGUGGUCGUGUUCAACACGCUGUUUGGCCUGAGCGUCAACUACUGGAUGGCAAUCGCCACACGGUUCCUGCUUGGUGCUUUGAACGGCUUGCUUGGACCAAUAAAGGUGCAUAAUUUCUCUGAGCUCUUGUAUGGUAGACAGAGUAAUUUGAUGCUCCAUCGGUUUUCUAUCUACGUACAGGCUUAUGCCAUCGAAGUCUGCCGGCCUGAACAUGAAGCUCUAGCGCUAUCACUUGUCAGCACGGCAUGGGGGAUAGGCCUCAUCAUCGGCCCAGCUCUUGGAGGCUACCUUGCACUGCCUGCAGAGAACUUCCCGGCUAUCUUUUCACCUGACUCGGUAUUUGGAAGGUUCCCGUAUUUCCUACCAUGCCUUUGCACGUCGGUCUUCGCUGCUGCUGUUCUAGUGAGCUGCAUAUGGAUGCCGGAGACUCUGCACAGGCACAAAGUUCACGAGAGUACGAGCCAGGACGUUGAAAAGGUUCAAGAAAGCGGCAUUAGGAAGAAGAAGAGCUUAUUCAGGAACUGGCCGUUGAUGUCGUCGAUAAUUGUCUACUGCAUCUUCUCGUUCCAUGACAUGGCUUACACAGAGGUGUUCUCUCUAUGGGCUGAAAGUGACAAGAAGUAUGGUGGACUGAGCUUAUCAUCUGAGGACGUUGGUCAAGUUCUUGCAGUCACUGGUGCCAGUCUUCUUGUUUAUCAACUCUUUCUAUACCCUAGAAUCAAUAAGGUUCUCGGGCCGAUCAAAUCUUCUCGAAUUGCAGCUAUCCUGUGCAUACCUAUCCUCUUUGCCUACCCCUACAUGACAUACAUCUCAGAACCAGGACUGUCAAUCAUUUUGAACAUUGCGUCAGCGAUAAAGAAUAAUCUUGCUGUUACGAUCAUUACAGGCACUUUCAUCCUUCAAAACAAUGCAGUGCCUCAGGAUCAACGAGGAGCUGCGAACGGACUGUCCAUGACAGGGAUGUCCUUCUUCAAGGCACUUGCUCCGGCAGGAGCGGGCAUUGUGUUCUCGUGGGCGCAGAAACGCCAGCAUGCCUUUUUCUUCCCAGGUGAUCAGAUGGUGUUCUUCCUGCUGAACGUCGUUGAGCUGGUCGGGCUCAUCCUCACAUUCAAACCCUUUCUGGCAGUGCCAGAGCGAUGCGAUAGUAGAUAGCUGUUCUUUGGAGGAUGAACUAUAGAAGUUUUGGAAUGAUUCAAAAUUUCAUCGUGUAUGGCAGCAAUACCAGUGAGACCCAGGAAGAAGCAAGAGCUGUGUACUGGUAACCGUAAGCGGUGUAUGCAGUAUCGCUGCAUUAGCAUUUGUGCUUACGAAAUGCACAUGUAUGUAGGUGAUAAAUGACUAAAUGUGGCCAGUGGAUCGAGUUGUUGCUGCACUGUGAGUAGUGGUAGUGUAAGAUUCAGCGACUCGAAAUUGUGUGUUGGAAAUAAAAUUGGUAGGUGUUAGACGCGCGGUAUGAGCGCCAAUCA